Messenger RNA from Botrytis deweyae, 1476 nucleotides. RefSeq lists its product as uncharacterized. Bases 156 to 1130 code for a protein of 324 amino acids. NCBI's taxonomy places the organism in Eukaryota, Fungi, Ascomycota, Leotiomycetes, Helotiales, Sclerotiniaceae. The record is from RefSeq and is a predicted model, not a curated record. The transcript has 2 exons.
CAAAACCUCCUUCUAUAAAGUUCACUGCGUAUCCCGUCUCACACUUUAAUCGUUGCAUUGUAAAACGCUCAUUCUUCAACCCAUAUCCAUGAAUUAUCAACAGAUCAACUCCGUUUUCAGAUAAUGAUACCCACUCAACUCAUCUCCAUGCUAUAAUGCCCUCAGGCAAACCCAAUUCCUCUCCCAACACCAACAACCACAACCCAUCAAGAACUUCCUCUAAAAACCACAACACCCCCUAUCAAAACGACUGGGUAACAAUGACCGAAACAACAAUAUCUGAAGAGGAAGAUAUCAAAUGUACCCCCGUAUCAAAAGAAACAAGAACGACUUCUUCACCAGCAAGAAAUGUCUCGGCAGAUAAUGUUAGCUCUUCGCUCAAAACGCCCAAGAGCGAAGCCUCACAUGAAGCCUCGCGCCAUAUUGGGCCAGAGACAGAGACAGGGACAGGGCUCCCUCGCUACUCACCGGGCGCUGUAGAAAAGCCAUCUCGUUUCUCUCCAAGAAAUGAAUAUGGAUAUGAGAUCGAUAUCGAUAGCGACUUCGCUAUAAACAUGGAUAUGGAAAACAAUCCAGAAGAAGAAGAAGAUGAUGAUGAUGCAUAUCAUUACACAUACAAACCCAACGCAUCCCUACCUCAUCCACCUCAUCUACCUCACUCCCCUCCACCCUCCUUAUCCUCCCACAUACCCCGCACCCCGCACUCCCUCCCCACCCCCGACCUCGUUUCUUUUUUUCCGGCCCUAGAAAACCGCAAUGAGCACUUCAACAACUAUUUCCAAAGCAUCAGGUUCUUCGAAAACGAUAUUACCAUACCCGGAGAUCCAGAACUCAACCCCUUAUCUCGUGAUACUUCAGAUUCAGACGUUUCCAGACGCGACGAACAAUCAGAAGAAGAUGGCGAUGAUAGAAAACAGAACUCCACCCCUGAAAAUGGAGGAAGCAAAACGACGGGUUCUUGCAUACGCACUCACGUGGAUGAGUCUUCCCAGCAGACUUGUUCUAUUCUUCAAAUUCCUGAUUUAGAUGAGGAGUACGAACAAGAUCCCCACCUUGACCUGUAUCCUGAGAGUGAAUUUGAUUCUUCUUCUGUAUUGUCAUCAGCGUCAUCAGAAGAAAAAGUGGAUUGAUGUUAGAUGAUCUUGAGGAUUUGAUGAAAUGGGGAACACCAGGGAUUGGCUGGGAGGGGUUUAUUAUGAUUUGGUAUGAUAUAUAACGACAUGAUGCACAUCCCAAAAACCACACACAAGGAAUAUAAGUGCAUAUUUUAGCGAUCAGACCACAAUCUUCCUUCCAAAAGGAUAGGAAGGUCAGGCGGGGGAGGACAAAUUGCAAAAAGCCAUGGUGUAUCAGACACUCUAUGAUAAGGACCAACAGGACAGAGUCGGCUCGGUGUUAUACAUUUUGAUACUUUACUUAUACUACUACUUUAGUAAAUUUCAUCACCUUAAGAAAUUAGAAAUGGAAAAUAAUCAC